AAGAGCAGAAAUAGUUGUUGAAGCAGCCACAGACAUGGACACCACAGGAAAAGUGAUCAAAUGUAAAGCGGCUAUUGCAUGGGAACUACACAAACCACUUAAAAUUGAGGAAAUUGAAGUUGCACCCCCAAAAGCUCAUGAAGUCAGAAUUAAGAUCCUGGCAUCUGGUGUGUGUGGCUCAGACCUCAGUGUUUUGAACGACAAACUUGGUUGUUAAUUUCCAAAUAUUUUGGGUCAUGAAGCCAUUGGUGUUGAAAGCAUCGGUGAAGGUGUGACUGUUGUUCAACCAGGUGACAAAGUGAUCCCGCUGUUCGUACCCCAGUGUGGACAGUGCAGAGCUUGCAAGACUCCAAACUGUAACCUGUGUGAUAAAAAUGACUUUAUUGCCAAAACAGGUCUGAUGCAAGACAAUACGAGCAGAUUUACAUGCAAAGGCAAACAAAUCUAUCAUUAUAUGUGCACAAGCACUUUCACGGAGUACACUGUUGUACCUGACAUAUGCGUUGCCAAAGUAGACCCUGCUGCUCCUGUUGAAGGCUGCCUUAUUGGAUGUGGAUUUGCUACUGGAUAUGGUGCAGCAGUGAACACUGCUAAGGUUACUCCAGGAUCUACAUGUGCUGUAUUUGGUUUAGGAGGUGUGGGAUUUUCAACUAUAGUUGGCUGCAAAGUCGCUGGAGCAGGUCGGAUUAUUGGGGUUGGCUCACAUAAGGAUAAAUUUGAAAAAGCCAUAGAGUUGGGAGCCACUGAGUGCUUAAGCCCAAAGGAUUAUGACAAACCAAUUCAAGAGGUCAUUAGAGACAUGACCAAUGGCGAAGUAGAUUUUGCCUUUGAAUGCACUGGAUAUAUUGAAACAAUGAAAACUGCAUUUGAAUCGACUUACAUAGGCAAUGGGGUCACUGUUGUGCUUGGAGUAGCAGGUCCGGAUGAUAGACUUUCUUUUCAUCCUGGCAAACUCCUGUUGGGACGAACAAUGAAAGGAUCGGCGUUUGGAGGUUUUAAGGGCAGAGAUGAAGUACCAAUGCUUGUUUCUGAUUAUAUGGCAAAGAAAUAUGACAUUAAAUUCCUGGUGAGCGAAAAAAUGCCAUUAGAAAAAAUCAAUGAAGCAUUUGAAUUAAUGAAAAUGGGGAAAGGAGUGAGGAACAUUAUCAUUUACUAAUGCUUUCUCCAUUUCUGAUGUGAAGUCCAGUACAGAGCUGCAGCCUGGCAUUCUGCUGAUUAUAAUUGCCUCAAUACUACAAUUUUUAAAGAAUUGCUGCUAACAUGAUUGCUGACAAUAAAAUGUCAUACAAUAA
Molecule: messenger RNA, 1292 nt
Organism: Xenopus laevis (African clawed frog)
Lineage: Eukaryota; Metazoa; Chordata; Amphibia; Anura; Pipidae
Gene: adh1-A
Product: alcohol dehydrogenase 1
Source: RefSeq, a predicted model, not a curated record